UUGACAUAUAAGAUUCAUAUAAUCGUACAAGAUAUGUAAAUUUUUAUAUAAAAUAUUGUAAUUUCUCUUUAAAUAAUGGACGCAGACACAUUGAAAAAAUUAAUUAAAGUGUUAAAUACAUCAAAUGAUAAAAAUGUAAUACUUAAAGUACUCGUAAAAUUGCGUACUGACUUGGUAAAGAAUAAAAAUGGCAUUAAACAAUUUGCUGCGGCUGGCGGUAUAACUCCCAUAACACGAUUUCUACAUAAACCACAUGAACAGAUACUAGAAACUACACUUAGCAUAUUAGGUAAUUGCUGCACUGAGCCCGAUUGUUGUAAGGAGGCUCUUGGCGCUAAGAUAAUGAAUACACUAAGUGUAAUUUUGAAGACGAUUCCAAAUCCAUUGGUACAGUGUAGAGCUUGUCGCUUGCUAGGUAAUCUAGCCAAAUAUAAUGUUGAUCUACUGAAUUAUGCAGAAUGCGCAGUUGUUGCCAAAUCUUUGUGCCAAAUUCUAGACGAAACAAGCGAUGAGAAUACACGUCUUUAUGCAUUUCGUGCAAUUCGUAUACUACUCACAAAAUCUCAAUUUUUCACAUGUUUGAUGGAAUCAAAUGGUUUAGUGUCUUACUUAAAAAUAUUAGAGAAGAUUUUAUAUAAGGGUGAAUACGUGGAAGAAGCUCCAAUGCCAGUAAACGGUUUGAAAAACAAUCAACAUCGCGAAAACUAUUUUCAAGAAGUUGUACGUAGUUUAGACACAGGUCUAGAAACGUAUGAUAGUGAAUCUUUAACAAAUGCCAACCGUACAUUAACCAUGUAUGAAAUGCCCGAGAAAAGGGAUGUUUUCGAUGAAUUAUUAAAAGGUCUGUUGGCCAUGUCAUUUAAUUUUUAUCAAUGUAAAUUAAAAAUUUGGCAGACAUUGCACCAGCAAAAGUCUACCUUGGCGCCUAUUCAACAGUUAUUUAAAGAGAAAAACUACCGCAGUCAAGCACUGCGAAUCCUUUCGAAUUUCACAAAAAAUAAAAACUCCUACUUUCUUUUAAAUUCAGCUAACAUUAUACCCUCCUUAUGUGCUUUUCUCACCACACCUAAUGUGGAUGAUCCUAUCACAGACAAUGAAAGGCGAUAUUGUCUUAACAUAAUAGGAUUUUUAUCAGGUGAUGCGCUGAAUAGGUUAAAAUUCAGACGAUCUGGUUGUUUGCCUACAUUGUUAGCAAUUUUGAAAGAUACCAAAAUCCAGACAGAAAAAUCAUUGGUGUUAAACAUAUUGAGUUGCUUUGAAUAUGAUAGUGUCAGCUUGGAUUAUAUGUUCAAAAAAGGUUUAGUCAAGCUCUUAGUGAGAGAGCUCGCCGAAUUUUUGAACAAUCUUGAUGAGGUUGAGAAAAAUAAAAAAGAUGAAAAGCAACAAAAAGUUAAAAAACGAAAACUUAAAAUAACAGAUGAUGAGGAUACUAAACAUAAACUUAUAAAGACGCAAGAGGAAGAGUUCUUUAAUUUCGGCUUACCAUGGGACUCUCCACGUUCUUCAAUAGAAAGUCCAUGCAGUUCACGGAGUACUUCACCUUUAAAUUCCUGGCUUUAUAAUCACAGCCAAACUCUUUUAGACGAUGACACCUCAUAUUCACCUGUUUGUAGUGAUGAAGAAGGUGACGAAGAAGAAGCUCCUGAAAACAUUAAUGAAAAUAGUACCGUUGACAAUAACAUUCCAUCAUCCGAUUAUUUAGACAUACUGAAAUUGCUGGACAUUUCCGAAAGCACUGAGACUAUUGAUGAUAAUAUUUUGGACAAAGAAGAGUUCAAUGACGAAGAGAGUCGAGACAUAAUACAGUCUAAGUCAACCCAUCAACAUGAUUUACCACCCAACUGUAUUGAUAUGAUUGGAAAGUUGCUUAUGAAAGCAACGGCUGGAGUGCACAAAUCAGUGGAUCUUGUUGAAUCCGAAACAAUGUUUACGUUACUCAAAGCAGUACGAUUUUAUGGUGGUAAUAAUAAUUUUUCAACAGCUCUGACUAAUAUUAUUUUAGAAACAAGAUUUUUUGUGUGUGUAAUACAAAUCGGAAUUAUACAAGAAAUACAUAAGUUGUUCGAGACUGAAGAGUUACACAAAGAUGCUUUAAGUUUUUUUGAAACACUCACUUGCGUUGGGGAAUCUAAUUAUGGAAAAUCAGAACUUGCACGCUUGCUGAAAUUCGGCGAUCCUAGUUCACAAGCGAAAGCUGCAAUUGCUACCGCCUACGUCAUAAAGAGUAACCGUUUAUUACAAACAUUCCUUAAUGAGGGCAAUGUACUUAAAAUACUGUUUGACAAUAUUCUAACCGAAAAUUCCACAGAACUUGCCAGUGAAGCUGUAAAUGCUUUGACUUUUAUGUGCAUUAACACACUUGAUAUUUCAAGACAAAACGGUACUACGUUGAGUGACUAUGAAAUUUAUAAUGAGAGAACUGAAUCACUUUACGACAAAGAUAUGAUGUUUCAGAUUUCAAAACUUGAGGAUAAUUCUAUUGUGGAAGUACCAUUUAAUAAAAAGUUACUCUGCGAUGCCAGUGACGUAUUUAACUCAAUGUUACAUAGUGAUUUUCGUGAAGGCAAUGAGGGAAAAAUUAGUCUAACAACAGCCACUGUUGGUGGAUUAAAAUACUUUUUAAAUCUUAUCGUUCGCAUAUCUCAACAGCAAAAGUUAACAAUCCCAAGCGCGAACAAAGAUAAGUUCUUGUUAGAAGCUUUUGAAAUGUCUCGCAUAUAUAUUAUACCAACAUUGGAAGCUGAAUUGCUUAAUAUGUUGUUUAGCACCAUGGAUCCGACAAGUUGCUUAAGUCUUUUCGAAUGGUCUAUAAAGAACUAUCAUGUUACACUCAUGGAGGAAACUAUAAAUUAUUAUUUGUGCGCCAAAUUACCACCAGAAAUAAAAGUAAAACUCUUUUGUGACGCAAAUAAUUCAACUUUCAAAAAAGAAUGGAAUAAUAUGAUCAGGGAUACAAUACUAGAUCGAUUCUAAUUAUUAGGUAAUCAAUGAACUAUAGAGUCUUGUGACAUUUGGAUGACUUUAAAGUUUGACAAAGCGAAUGUUACCGCUUAGUAUUCGUUACUAUUUUUUGUAAAUACGAUGCAUUUAUACGGCAUAUAAUUACUAUAAGUAUAGCUUAUAAGUGGCAAUGGGUCUGCUAGACGAAGAAGACUAGAUUUUUCGAGCAAUAUACUGGUGAAGGCAUAAGCGGUGAAUCAGCAUUUCAGAAGUGACACAUUUAAUGCUUUUGUCAAUUACAGUUGAGUUUGAGUUAGGUUAUCAUCCUAUAACUUCUAUAAUGCCUGUAGUUCGUAUUUUUUUCAUCUACCAGAGCGCUUACAAUCUUUCACAUAGAAAUCCUCACUUUUUAAUUGUCGAAUAUUAUAAUUGACAAAUUUAAAUUGUCAUUCUGGAUAUUAUGGUAAUUAAAUACCAAUGCUGACACUAGAUCUAAAGGUCAUUUUCAAGUGCGAUUAGUCCACUAGCGCGAGUGGUAUGCUUUUCUUUAUUUUUUUAAAGAAUAGAAAAUAAAACGAAGGAAGUUAUUACGAAGAACUUCCCGAAGAUUAGUUGGUGCAGUGUGGUACCUGUAGGCAUGCAAUUUGAUUUUAAAUUUUCUCAAAAUGUUGCACUUUUUUAUCCCUAUUCCAUAAAUAUUAUUCGCAUAUAUAUUUCUCAUAUAUACUAUAUCUUUCUAUACAUGCUCACUCUAGCGAAUUUAGUCUCAUUUACUGGAUGUGACAAUACUGGAGAUUUUCGAGCAAAUUAGUUUACAUUAUGAAUUGUAGACGAUCCCUAAUCCUAUAUACAAUUUGCGUACAUAUUAUUAAUGCUACCAUGGAUACAAGCUCGUUACCAAACUGUGUGUUCUAAAAACCAAGAAUAAAAUCUAAAAACACAUAUUUAUUCUCUUUGUCAGGUAUACGUAAAUAAAUUGAAAGUCACUGAAGGUGCAAGUCACAGAUUUAUGUAAUUUGUAUAUAAACGACGGAUUACGCGUGAAGCUAAGAAAAAAAUAACUGGAUCGUAUAAGUAAAUACAUUGGAAGUGUAAAGAAGCUUAUUUUAUUGUUGAUCUACGGACACUCAAUUAUAGGAGUGUCAUUAGAUUUGUUAAUCAUUUGUGAUCUUAGGCAAUUAUAGCGUAACAAAACGAUUGUUUAGUCUUUAAAUGAAACAAUGUCACAUGUUAAAUAUUUAGUAAUUUAGUAAUAGUUAAACUGUAAGAGAAACAGCUUUAGAUAAUAGUGUUUUAUGUUUGAAUAAAAUUCAAUGCAAUUAAACCACUUGUAUCAUUUCAAACUAGAGAAAAUACUAAAUACUUUUUAUAAAGGCUGCUUCAUAUUAGGUACUCUAAAGGCAGGCUUUACAUGGAGCAGCCCUUUGCAAUGAAGCAUUUAUACUGAGUUUUAUGGGACUGUAAACUCGUGAAUUGUUGAAAGUGCUUAGCAUGAACAAGCCUUUAUAAUAAUUUUUUGGAACCUUAAGGGAAAAUUUUGCAAGUUUUAAUUAUUAUAGAUUCUGGUUUGUAGUUUCAAAAGUGAACGUAAAUAAAAUAUACCUGCGAUUACGAGUAUGAUUGAAUUUUUAUUUCUAUAUAGUAUUUGGCUCAUGCAAUCAAGUGUGAAAUACAUCAUUAAAAACUUCUGUAUGCGUUUUUUUACAGUACUGGAUAUUUUUAUUGUAAUUUCCGAAGAUUUGUCAGCAAACAGUUGGCAACACCUUAGCCAUUAUUUCACGGAUGUAUUUGUUUUGAUAAAAAUAUAGGAUUGUCUUCAUAAGUAUGAUUCUUUCAGUAAAUUUACAAAAAAUAGCUAAAUGGUGACAAAUCGUAUCCUCUUAGGGGUCAAUUUGCAUCACCAAUCACAC
Messenger RNA from Teleopsis dalmanni, 4850 nucleotides. RefSeq lists its product as uncharacterized. Gene Ontology annotation, cellular component: cytosol. Gene Ontology annotation, molecular function: protein binding. The coding region runs from base 76 to 2973 and encodes 965 amino acids. Gene Ontology annotation, biological process: anatomical structure morphogenesis. The transcript has 10 exons. NCBI's taxonomy places the organism in Eukaryota, Metazoa, Arthropoda, Insecta, Diptera, Diopsidae. The record is from RefSeq and is a predicted model, not a curated record.